AUGAGCGUCUUGGCUCAUUUCGUUCUAGUCAAUACUGUUUUUUCACAGGGAGCUGUUUUUUAUGCAGGCGAAACUGUGUCAUGCACAAUUCAAUUCAGUAAUCCGCUACCAUCCUUGCCAUCCCAGCCCAGUACUUCAUCCUCAUCCUCAUCUCACACACGACACAGCCGAUCGAAAUCACCUCUUGGGCACUCACGCUCCCAAUCACUUUCAUCAGCUGAACUUGGUGCACUAGGGAAAGCAGAAGUCCCGAAAAACACCUCACGUAAUGUAGAAGGUCUUGUACUUGCCGGCCUAACGGCUAAAGCGAGCUCCCUAGCAAGUUCUACAUUUUCGUUUCUCACUGGAUACGCGUCCCAAAAAGAACCUGAACGACCCGAACCAACGUGGGAGCCUCACAGUCUCUCUGGAGUAGAAGAGUCUGUGGUAAGGUUGAUGGACCAGACACAACGAGAUGAUCAUCCAAUUUCCAUUGAACUCGAUGCUCAUGACGGUACUACUCCCCGCUCAAGUAGUGAUACGCAUUCUAUUCUCCUAAGAGAGAAUAUUGACAGUCGUCGUAGUUCUAUGGACUCACUCGCUUCUACCGCUUAUCAACGUCAACAUCUUAAUGCACAGCGACUAUCUAACUUGCUCAAGUCAUCUCACAACAAAAAACCCGAGCAUAUACUCUGGGGAUUCGCUCAAAUUGUAGGAAACUUUGUUGUCGAUCCUGCACUUAUAAACAAUAAUGAAUUUGCCUCAUUAAAACACCGGACAAUGUAUCGUCCUAAUGGUGGAGGGAUUGGGGGUGGAGGACUACUUGGAACUAAACCAGAAGCUCACUCAAAGAUAGACAGGGCAGAUACACGUACAACACCUGUGUUCUCGACGCCUCCUUCUGUACUAUUUGUUGAUCUGGAUCUUGCACCCGGAGAAACCAAGAAAUUUUCAUAUAAGCAUAAGUUACCCAAUGACAUUCCUCCUUCCCACAGAGGAAAGGCAAUACGGUUCAAUUACUACCUUGUUGUGGGCACCCAGCGCUUAAAUUCACUUACUCCCGGGCAGGUACAAGUGGUCCAGAUCCCAUUUCGCGUGUUAAACCAUGUGUCUGAGGACGGUUCACGUCCUGUGUAUGAUUUAAUGAACCCGGUGGUGAUCUAUAAUGAUGAGGCUAUUGUUGACACUAUUUCUGAUGAGGAUUCAAAAAAGAAUAAAAUUAAAUCUUCAAAAGGGUCUAAAAAAGCCGGUGACAACGCCAGAGAAGCGUUCUUGGAUUAUGUGGAUGAGCUCUUGGAAAAUAGUGCAAAAAACGCGUCUAUACAUGAGAUAACUAGACGUGAGAGCGAUGCUUAUGAUGAACCAAGCACAGAUCAAGAAGAGGGUGGAAUAGAAUCCAGAAGGAUGUCUGGAAAGACGUGUGCACAGAUUGUCUCACGGGUGACAAACGGCAGUCGGAAAGCCAUGUAUGAUAUCUGUAAGAAUAAUCAACGUGUAGCACAACUUCAUCUUAUCAAGACAGCCUACCGUUUGGGAGAACCUGUCAUGGGCGUACUGGACUUCCAAGGUGCUGCUUUAUCCACAUUUGAGGUCUCUAUCUUGCUUGAAAGUAGUGAAAUAGUUGAACCUUCGAUUGCCCUCCGCCAACCCCAACACAUUGCACGUAUCUCCCGAAAAUGCCAUGCAGAACACCAUUCAUUCUGCCUAGGACAUCGCCGUCUUGCAUUUUCUCUUCCUAUUCCAGCCAUAGCAUCUCCAGAGUUUCAAACAACAGGAGUCCUUAAAAAAAAUGGGGUACAAGUAAAAUUACAAUAUUACCUCAAGUUUGAGUUUAUCACAAGCAAUGGUAGCAAUCCUUUAGCGCCUCCAUUUAUCCCCAUUAAUAUUGAUGAACGACAUCGCCACUACCAAGCUCUUCAGGAUGUACAAGUAAGCACCUUUGACUGCCAGAUUCCUAUCCGGAUUUAUGGAUCUUCUGGUGGAGCCGAUCGAGCUCUUUAUGGACGACCUCACACAUUCUUUGUACAAUAA
This is a messenger RNA of Phycomyces blakesleeanus NRRL 1555(-), 2010 nucleotides long. RefSeq lists its product as hypothetical. Gene Ontology annotation, cellular component: Golgi membrane; Ric1-Rgp1 guanyl-nucleotide exchange factor complex. The coding region runs from base 1 to 2010 and encodes 669 amino acids. NCBI's taxonomy places the organism in Eukaryota, Fungi, Mucoromycota, Mucoromycetes, Mucorales, Phycomycetaceae. The record is from RefSeq and is a predicted model, not a curated record. The transcript has 10 exons. Gene Ontology annotation, biological process: retrograde transport, endosome to Golgi.